This is a messenger RNA of Nasonia vitripennis (jewel wasp), 825 nucleotides long. RefSeq names its product short transient receptor potential channel 4-like. Gene Ontology annotation, molecular function: calcium channel activity. Lineage: Eukaryota; Metazoa; Arthropoda; Insecta; Hymenoptera; Pteromalidae. Gene Ontology annotation, biological process: GPI anchor biosynthetic process; calcium ion transmembrane transport. Gene Ontology annotation, cellular component: membrane; glycosylphosphatidylinositol-N-acetylglucosaminyltransferase (GPI-GnT) complex. The coding region runs from base 1 to 825 and encodes 274 amino acids. The record is from RefSeq and is a predicted model, not a curated record. The transcript is spliced from 2 exons.
AUGAAUUCCGUGACAGAGCCUGAACUAGUCGGUAGCUUAAAAUCUAGAGACAAAGGUAGACCCACACGUCCGAUUGAAAUUCCAGUGGAAAUGUGGCCGCCCCAGGCGAUCGAGUUGCUCUUCUUCGCGAUCUUCGGCCAGACGACUCACGAUGGCUUCAGGAUCGUCCCAAGGGAUAAACAGGCGCCCUGGACCAUAGGAAUGUUCAAGUUGGCUUUCGCCAUAUACAUGUUGGUCUCGGUAGUCGUGCUCAUCAAUCUACUCAUCGCCAUGAUGAGCGACACCUAUCAGAGGAUCCAGGCCCAGUCGGACAUCGAGUGGAAGUACGGACUGAGCAAACUCAUCAGGAAUAUGCACAGAACGACAACAGCGCCAUCACCGCUCAACCUGAUCACCUCCUGGCUGACCUACCUCUUCCGUCUCUGCAAGAAGCGCAAACAGAAGAAGGACCGACCAUCCCUCGUCAACAUGAUGGGUCUCCGUCAAGGCGGUCGACUCUCCGCUCGAUCGAAAGCCGGCACCAAGUGGCUCUCGAAGGUCAAGAAAACCUCCCAGGUCGCUCACAAGGAUAGCGUGACCUUAUCGGUCAUGCACCUGAGUCCACUGGGUAGCCAACUGUCUUUCGGCAACGCCACGAGGAUCGAGAGCGUCGUCGACUGGGACGUGGUCAGACGAAAGUAUCGCGAGCUUCAGGGCGAGGUAUCCGACAAAUCAGGGAUGGACAGCAAGGACGAUUCCGAGUCGGACUCGCAGCUGAUGCCGGUUGACGAUGCGUCGCCGAGCCUCGUCGGGAGCCAAGCGACCCUCAUCGCCUCGACGUCUUAA